This is a messenger RNA of Schistocerca serialis cubense, 711 nucleotides long. Its product is annotated as DNA-dependent metalloprotease SPRTN-like. Lineage: Eukaryota; Metazoa; Arthropoda; Insecta; Orthoptera; Acrididae. Gene Ontology annotation, biological process: DNA damage response. Gene Ontology annotation, cellular component: nucleus. The transcript has 3 exons. The record is from RefSeq and is a predicted model, not a curated record. Gene Ontology annotation, molecular function: single-stranded DNA binding; polyubiquitin modification-dependent protein binding; metalloendopeptidase activity. The coding region runs from base 1 to 711 and encodes 236 amino acids.
AUGAGCAAGCUGGUGGACACACCUCCUCAGGGCAAGACCUACUCAGCAGAAGACGGGAUGAGCCGCCAAGGAGCGGCGUGCACGUCGCUUGUGGACCCGUCUCUGGAGUACACGGACCCCACCCCGGAUAUACACGCCCUCUUCCUGCAGUUCAACGACCGCUUCUUCAGGGGGCGCCUCGCCGCAGUGGAGGUGAAGUGGAGCUCCAGAAUGACGUCGAAUGUCGGUGUUUGCACGUACGAAGGAGAGGAUGGACUGUGCACUAUCAGACUAAGUGAACCGCUGCUGAAACUGCGUCCGAGGAAGGACCUAGUUGAAACACUUUUGCACGAGAUGAUCCACGCCUACCUGUUCGUGCGCAACAAGGACCGCGACCGCAGCGAGCACGGGCCGGAGUUCCACAAGUACAUGCGGCGCAUCAACCGCGAGGCGGGCACGUCCAUCACGGUGUUCCACGAGUUCGACGACGAGGUGGAGUUCUACCGGCAGCACUGGUACCGCUGCGACGGUCCCUGCCUCCAGUGGCGGCCCUGCUUCGGCACCGUCAAGCGCUACAGCCGCUGCCCGCCCGGUCCCAGGGACUCGUGGUGGCGUCGCCACCAGCAGCUCUGCGGCGGCACCUUCCGCAAGAUCCACGGCCCCGAGGGCUACGUCAAACCCACGAAGGAAGGUGCGGGAACUUCUCACUCGUCUAAACUCUCUUCUCUGUGA